AUGAUGUCGCGAAGCCAGUCAAGUCUGGGCUAUAUGGACAGCGGCCGAGAGGAUUCGGCCGCAGGUGUCUCCCCAUCCAUGAACCAACAAUCUGCCUCCGGGCCUAUCAACCUCUCAGGCCUGGUGUGCAACGUGCGACGAACGACCGGCAAGGAGCCUCACCCCCUGGUGGGUGCGACGACGACAAUCUUGGGCGAUAAGCUAUAUGUAUUUGGAGGCCGGAUCCUCUCACGCAGCCGCCCACACUUGACGUCGGAUUUAUACGAGUUGGACUUGAUCAGGCGCCAUUGGACGAAAAUUGAGCCUGCUGGAGAUGUUCCUCCCCCACGCUACUUUCACAGUGUGUGCGCUCUAGGUGAUAAGAAGUUGGUAUGCUACGGUGGUAUGUCACCUGCGCCGAGUGCGCCCAAGGAUCCCGAGAACCCCGACUCGCAGACACAGUCUGAGGUCGUGGUCAUGUCGGAUAUUCAUAUAUUUGAUGUCCCGUCGCGGGCUUGGACUCGUGUCGCCGCCCAUGAGUCUCCACAGGGGCGAUAUGCACACUGCGCUACGAUACUUCCGUCGAGCGCUUGCUUUACUUCUGCCAGUGCUCCCCUAUCUGCCAUUCACCAUAAUCCCGAAACCUCGUCCCAUCAAGGAACUCUUGGCGUGGACAUUGAUGGAUUUGGAGGUGCUGAGAUGGUCGUUGUUGGCGGACAGGACAGUUCCAACCACUACAUUGAACAAAUCAGUGUCUUCAAUCUGCGGAGUCUGAAGUGGACCAACACUAGCCCCCUGGGAAGGAGCUGCGGCGCUUAUCGCAGUGUUGUGGCUCCCUUGGUUGGUAUGGAUGUGUCCGAAAUCGGAUCCUCUGCCCCUGAUCGGGACAUGCAUGAACCGAUCCAGGACAGUAGUGAGUCUCCCGGCUGUCCUAUGCUGAUCUAUUCCAACUACAAUUUCUUGGAUGUCAAGCUGGAGUUGCAGGUGCGCCUGCCGGACGGGCGCCUUGUUGAGCGACCCAUGCAGAGCCAAGCCUCUCCUCCGGGGCUACGUUUCCCGAAUGGUGGUAUCAUCAAUGGCCACUUUGUUGUUAGUGGUACCUAUUUGACUUCUUCGAAGCAAGAAUAUGCGCUGUGGGCUCUUGACCUGAAGACAUUGACCUGGGGCCGUAUCGAUGCCGGGGGCUCUGUCUUUGGACAGGGCAGUUGGAACCGAGGAGUUCUCUGGCCUCGGCGUAACUCAUUCGUAAUCCUUGGUCACCGGAAGCGAAGCCUUGUCGAUGAUUACAACCACCGACGUAUCAAUUUCUCGCACGUCUGUCUGGUUGAGCUAGAGGCAUUUGGUCUCUACAACAACCCCUGCCGUACUGCUCCAACCUCUGGGUAUAAGUCCUAUAGCUCUUCUACUGUCCCGGCGUCUCUCCAGAAGAAGCUGGUCCAGUUGACGUCAGGGGGAAGACCUUUGUCUGCUGCAUCAGACGAGCUAGGUAGACUUGCUCAAUCGUUGCCGGAGAUGGCCGACAUGGAGCUGCAGGCCAUGGGAGGCGAGCGUAUCUCCGUCAAUUCUCGUGUGUUGACCAGGAGAUGGGGUCCUUAUUUCAUUCAACUUCUACGCGAGUCGUCAGAAGGAGGAAUUGCAGAUACUGCAACCCUUCGCCCGGGUUUCAUUCACCCCAGUCGCAACUCCAGUAUCACCAUCACGCCUUCAGUAGGCCACAACAGUACAUACUCAGAUGCUACAACCCUUGUCAACCAAGGCGCACCUCCCAAGUCCCUGCUUGAGAACCUUGAAGCUCCUUCAGCUCACUCCCUUGCCCCAACCUCCCGACCUCGUGUGCUAUAUCUCCCCCACACCAUCUUGACUCUUCAAGUUCUCGUGCAAUACCUCUACACGGCAGCUCUCCCUGCACCAGGCUCUUCACUGUGCACGCCGCAAAUUCUCUGUUCGCUCCUCCAGCUAGCCCGUCCUUAUCAGAUAGACGGGCUUCUGGAAGCCACCGUCGAAAGGCUCCACCAAGUCCUAGACGGACGCAAUGCCGCAGCUGUCUUCAACGCAGCCGCCAUGGCAGCCGGCGGUGGUCGAGGAACCGGAUUCACCGGUGGACCAGGCGGCACGCUCGAAGCUCUAAACGGCGCCUACUCCGGCCGCAACGGCUCUACCCAUACAAAUGGCGAAAGCAGCAACUCCCACGGCCCUCUGGCAUCCAACUCAUCGGACACAGAGCAUGGAGCUUCCGCAUCAGCAAACAGCAGCUCAGGCGACCUCACAAACUUCGCCCGUGGCCUCCCCUCUCUCCGCAUCGACACCAACGUCUCUCAACACUCGCGCCAGCGCAGCCACCGCGACCGCGAAGACUCCAUCAGCAAUUCCAGCACAGCUACAUCCGUUUCAAGCGCCAGCUUCAGUCAGUCAGACUCGGAGUGGGUUAGCGGCGAUGAAAGCCGUUCCCAAUCUCGCCACCACCGCCGUGGCACAGAUGCAGAUAUGCAUCGCCCACAGCGCGAACUUUGGACCGGUGAUCUGAGCAGUGUUAUUGGUCUUCAGAAGCGUGGUUUACGUGGUCUCAUGGAGGGUCGUCGGAUGCGUGAGCGUAGCACAAAGCCUGCUAGCACUAGCAGUGCUUCGACGUCUAUUCCGGCGUCGGCGGUUUCCGGUGAACAUUACAUCCCUAUCCAGGGUGUUGCUAGCUGA
Molecule: messenger RNA, 2670 nt
Organism: Penicillium salamii
Lineage: Eukaryota; Fungi; Ascomycota; Eurotiomycetes; Eurotiales; Aspergillaceae
Source: the annotation of a GenBank genome assembly